AGCCUCGGUCACGUGGCGCAGUGCAGUCAGUCUCUGUGCCGUGCCUCGAGCCAGCGCUGAGUGGAGCCUGUCUGCCAACAAGCUUCAGCUUCAGCAGCGGCUCGAUCUGGAACUGGAACCCAACGCACUCACACCACACUACACCGACUAUUCAACAAGGAAGGCCACCCUUUUUCUGCUUAUUUCCGAGGACUAUUCUUCCACCAUGGGCGACAAGAAGAGCCCUACCAGGCCAAAAAGACAAGCCAAACAGACUGCAGAUGACGGAUACUGGGACUGUAGCGUCUGCACCUUCAGGAACACAGCCGAGGCUUUCAAAUGCAGCAUCUGCGAUGUGAGGAAGGGCACAUCCACAAGGAAACCCAGGAUCAACUCCCAGCUGGUUGCCCAGCAGGUGGCUCAGCAGUACCCGAUGCCUCCCCCGCCCAAGAAGGAGCGGAGGGAGAGGAGCGAGCGCACAGACAAGGAGCGCCCGGACGGCGAAGGGGAGCGCGCCGAAGGGGAGCGCGCCAACGGAGAGGGGCGCCCAGAGGUCGAGCGUCCGGAGAUAGUGAGGCCAGAGGGAGACCCUCCCGAGAAGGAAAAGAGCGACACCGAACAGCAGCCAAUCAAAGACAAACCCGACAGAGAGAAGGAAAUCAUCCCAGCCGUCACGAAGAAGCCCAGCAGCAAAAAGACCAGACCCAAAUCAGACAACCACCAGAGCCCGCCCAGCGACAAACACAGCAUACAGUCUGGCAAAUCAGCAACCAAGACCAACAAGAACUCUCACAUCUCCAGGCCCAAACUGAAGAACAUCGACCGGAGCACCGCCCAGCAGUUGGCGAUCACCGUAGGGAACGUGACGGUGAUCAUAACAGACUUUAAGGAGAAGACCCGCUCCUCCUCCACGUCCUCGUCCACCAUCACGUCCAGCGCGGGAUCCGAACAGCAGCACCAGAGCUCCGGCUCCGAGAGCAUGGACAAGGGCUCGUCGCGGGCCUCCACACCUAAAGGGGAUCUCUCUGUGGGGCACGACGAGUCGUUCUGAGGCCCCGUCCCCUUUUCCUCCUGGUCUCCACCCCGCUCCCCCUUCCCUUCUUCCCCCACGUUUCUGGACACUACGGAUCCCAUAGGGGGGGAGAGAUUUCCCAUCGCUGCCCUGCCUCCAUUCCAUGACCACCCCCGGACGCUGAGAGGAGCUGGAUUGGCUGAGAGGAACAGUGCGGUGCGCCUGCCAGGGAAACAAACGCCCUGCUCGGGGCGAACUCCCCUCGUGGUUACACCCGUGGUGGCACAGGCGAGGAGAGCUGGGCUGCAAGGAAUAACGCCCCCAUUCCCAACCCCCCCCUUCAACCUCCCCUGCGGUAGCAUCCAGACACUUGUAUGUAUUGUUUUAUAUUUGUAUGUGGAUGUGAGGCCAAGUCGACCUUUUUUUGUUUUUGUUUUUGUAAAGAAGAAUUCUCCGCUGGGCACAAUAACCACCAUCAUUUCAAUAACUUUAAACUAUUAUUACCCUUAUUUAUUACCUGUUGCACCUGUAUACUUUGAUAUUCUCCUUUUUUAUGUUGAAGCUUUGCUGUGUAGCCCCGCCGAUCGAUCAUUCCUUCAGUGUUUUUAUUAAGAUGACAGGACAAGACUCGAGUCACGCAGACGCACACACCACACCACAACAUAACACACACACACUGGUGCUAGAUACACUGUGAAGCGGUUUCUGCAGAUCUGGGUUGCCCAUUCACUCAAUGUGACAGAGUGCUGAUGAAUCAAAUUCUCAUUCUCAAUAACACUGUCUCACUCUGAACACCGUCGGGACCUCCGUCGGGUCCGUCUUGUUCUGUACAGGUCAGUGCGCAUCAGAAGAAAGGUCACCUGAGGUUCAGACACCUGACUUUUUCAAACUAGAUUGUCUAUGAUUUAGUUUGCUAUAGCAGAUCUCUUAUACAGUAUAUUAUGUCCUUAACUGUACAGUGUAGGCUGUCGUGUAAAACACUAAAAAGCUGUUGAUAUUUUCUGCAUUCCGUACUUGGAUAUUGAGUUUUUCCCGGCCGAAGGUAGAGCUUUCCUCUCAGCUUUCUCGGGCGCGAGUUUGUUUCUGUGGUGACUGAAGGAUGGUUACGCGCAGUUCCACUUUGGUAAAACCAUAUCGAACUGUAAAAAAUAGACCUGUUGUGUCAUGCUGUUGUGAAUCGAUUCUCUUUUUUCGUUGUGGUCCUGAAGACUACUUUGAAUCUUCAUCCUCUCAAACCUGAUAAUUCCAGAAAACAAGUGAACAAUUUGCAAAGAUUUUGUUUUUUAUUUUUUAAAUUAAUUUAAGACUCCUGUCAUUGAAGGCGAAAAAAAAAAAAGAUAUCGCAGUAGUUAAAUAGAACACAAAUGCUCUUUCAAUUUUUUAGAACAGCAAGGCUUAUUUAAGAGUUUUAAUUCACUUUUCACCUUAGCUGAUACUAGACCAACAUAAUUUCCUUUUAACUGUAUGAAAUUGUAUAAAGAAUAAAUGUGUAUAUGAUAUCUUAGUUUUAUUUAUUGAAGGACCAAAGGAAUUUCAUAAUGACAUGAUACAUAGACAGAUAAAUAACAAUUUGAAAUGCAAUUAUCUAAUGUGUGAGAUGAAUAACAGUUUAAAUAAAAGACUAAUAUAAUCCAUGUAAAUGGUGUUCUUAUUGUCCACUUGUCUCUGUGCACGGCUAAAUUAGGGGCAGAGAAAUGUCAAUACUGUGAGGCGAGUCGAAGAGCGCUACCGGCUUCACGCCCAGCGGGUGGAUCUCGCCUUAUUGUGCAGGCGAUGAGACGCGGAUUGGGCGUGGGUCGACGGCCUUAGCGAGCCCCCUCUUCACUCUGCUGGACUACCACAGUACCAUGUAGCUCCCCUAACAGAGCCCCCCGCCCACAACUCACCUUUUGAGCCGCUCCCAGAGCAACUAAAACCAGGGUUAGGUGAGGUUAACAAGUCCCAAAAAACUCAACAGGAUUUGAGGGGCAGGAUUUGAUCCGUGUCGACUAAAAGCUUUUGCGGCUUCACACGUUAGGGAUGAUAAUCACGUGUGUGUCGUAAGCAAUGUUUGAAGUCCAAGAGAUAUGUGUUCAUGAGGUUUUUUUCUGCUCUUCUAAAGCUAUGGUUAAUAUGUAAUUAUGUACUUUAUUGCAUACAAAUAUGGAAUCAGUGUUCAAAGUGAGGAAAAGCAAUGUGAAUAGAGCUAAAAAAAAAACUGUUGUUGGGUCAGAGGGGGGGAAAUGUUUUGCCCAAUUUUUACUGAGAAAAAAAGAAAACCCUGCUUUGUAAUGCAAUCUAUUAGAAAUGGGCCUAAGAAGCCAUCUUUUCACCUGCCUUAUCUGCAACCACGUUCACUUGACUGAGUACUCCAACAGAAAGGAUUCAUUGUUAAAUUAUUGACAAAUGGCCAUUUGCUGAGUAUAUGAAUUAUUGCUUGUAUAUAGAAUUUUAAAAAGGUGCAAAAGCAAACACUAUGAAUGAUGGCAUUGGAGCUGAAGUCUUUUGUUUCCUGUUUCCUUUUCCGCGCAAGCAGUUCUGUUCUUGUGUGCGACCAGUAACCUUAAUUUACUGUGUAAAGAUGGUUACAUUUUUUAGCUUUGUUUGUCAGAGACCCAAAUAUAG
Sebastes umbrosus (honeycomb rockfish) is the source of this 3595-nucleotide messenger RNA. It is a transcript of the gene rybpb, whose product is annotated as RING1 and YY1 binding protein b. Gene Ontology annotation, cellular component: nucleus. Gene Ontology annotation, molecular function: transcription coregulator activity; DNA binding. The record is from RefSeq and is a predicted model, not a curated record. The transcript has 5 exons. Gene Ontology annotation, biological process: positive regulation of DNA-templated transcription. Bases 206 to 1030 code for a protein of 274 amino acids. Lineage: Eukaryota; Metazoa; Chordata; Actinopteri; Perciformes; Sebastidae.